AUGAAAAGAGAAAGAAUAGAUGGGACACUUAUAAAGCAUCCUCCCAUGAGGAAGUACAAGGUAACAGAAGAAAAAAAUACAUUUUUUGUCAAGUCCAGCACAUUAUAUGUGAGUGCCAUCAAGCAAAUCAGUAAAAAAGUUGAAAAGUUGAAUGCGACACAGGCCAAGAACAAGGUAUUUAUAGUGAAGGGUAUGGGUAAGAGCAUACCGAAAGUUUUAAGCAUAGGAGUUUACUUCCAGUUGAAAAACUACAGGGUUGAGGUGUUCACUGGUAGCGUGAAAGUACUUGAUGAAUUUGAAAAAGAGGACGAUGACUCAAUACUUUCAAAACGUACCGUUAGCAGCGUUGAAGUCCGGAUUAUUUUAUGA
Messenger RNA from Komagataella phaffii GS115, 369 nucleotides. RefSeq names its product Subunit of both RNase MRP. The transcript has a single exon. The record is from RefSeq and is a predicted model, not a curated record. Bases 1 to 369 code for a protein of 122 amino acids. Gene Ontology annotation, biological process: rRNA processing; tRNA 5'-leader removal; intronic box C/D snoRNA processing. Gene Ontology annotation, cellular component: nucleolar ribonuclease P complex; ribonuclease MRP complex. Lineage: Eukaryota; Fungi; Ascomycota; Pichiomycetes; Pichiales; Pichiaceae. Gene Ontology annotation, molecular function: RNA binding.